CAAGCAGUUCGCUCCAUCAUCGCCAAGGAAAGUCAUUUGUGACUUGGUUGGGGUUUUGUUCGGGUUGUUGUUUACGAUUUACCGUUUUUCUUUAAAUCCUUUUUUUCUUUCUUCAAACAUUUUGUACCGUAUUGCAGAAUUCAGAGCCGUUUAUCUGCAGCUUGAGAGUCGCAGACAUGGCUCGAGGACAACAGAAAAUCCAAUCCCAACAAAAAAAUCAAGAGAAGAUGGCUAAAUUGAAAAAGCAACAAGGAUCAAGUCAAAUCGGGACAGCGGCGGCUGCACUGAAACACAGUUGUGCUGUUUGUAAGUCGCAAAUGCCAGAUGCGAAAACAUAUAAACAACAUUUCGAAAAUAAGCAUCCCGGAAAAGAGCUUCCUGCGGAAUUAAAAGACGUCCAGUGAGCCUGGUGCAAAGGAUUCUUCGAUUUCGAUUCCCUGCCGACGAUGGAUUCCAACUCAGUUUAUUUGUGGAUGCACGAAUGAGUGAGAAAUGUUUUUUGGUUCGACUUGCAUACUUUCCACAGCUAUAGUUCAUGCAAUCUCUGCUCAUUUCAGCUGUAAUGCUUCGAUUUGUUAGUCCACGAUAUGAUGCGAUUUGUACUAUAAUUACUGGCACUAAAUGUGGUAUUGAGCUAAUGAUUGUAGGUGAGAAAUUAUUCUAUGAUGUACGAGUACGUAAACGUAUGGUGAACUUUUAUGUUUUUUAAUAAACUGUCUUCUAAAGAAAUCUGUAUUUUGGGCCAGUACUGUAAUACAGUAUGACAAUGAUUUAGAAUGGAAUUAAUGAAUGGAACACUCCUGUUAUUUAAAAAGCUUUGUGAGAAAAAUCGGCAGGCCUGUAUCUAGUACUUCCAUUCAUUAGUACUUAAGCUCAAACUGAAAAAAUCAACAAUAAGCGACUUGGUUGAUACAAAGCUUGGAAAGAAUAAGAA
Paramacrobiotus metropolitanus is the source of this 934-nucleotide messenger RNA. Its product is annotated as zinc finger protein 706-like. Bases 177 to 404 code for a protein of 75 amino acids. The transcript has 3 exons. The record is from RefSeq and is a predicted model, not a curated record. Lineage: Eukaryota; Metazoa; Tardigrada; Eutardigrada; Parachela; Macrobiotidae.